Messenger RNA from Colletotrichum tamarilloi, 558 nucleotides. RefSeq lists its product as uncharacterized. Gene Ontology annotation, biological process: tRNA 5'-leader removal; intronic box C/D snoRNA processing; rRNA processing. Gene Ontology annotation, cellular component: nucleolar ribonuclease P complex; ribonuclease MRP complex. Gene Ontology annotation, molecular function: RNA binding; ribonuclease P activity; ribonuclease MRP activity. Bases 1 to 558 code for a protein of 185 amino acids. The record is from RefSeq and is a predicted model, not a curated record. The transcript has 3 exons. NCBI's taxonomy places the organism in Eukaryota, Fungi, Ascomycota, Sordariomycetes, Glomerellales, Glomerellaceae.
AUGAACAAGUUGCCUCGGCUGCCUGAAGGCUCCAAAAUUCAAAAGCGUGCCUUGCCUCGUCGUCAACAACCCAACUCAUCAAAAUCACAACUCAUCUACGUGUCAGCGUCAACACCAUUCAUGUCAGCAGUCUCACGUGUCCGCAAGCAACUGGACAAGUCUCUCAAAGGCAACGCGCCGUCGACGAGGGGCAUGAACCUCAACCAGCGCAUCGACCUGCUCCAUCGCGACAACGGCACCAAAGGAGGGAAUGGAGAGGCUAUCGUUCUCGGCACAGGCAGAGCAAUUGAGAAGGUCCUCAGCAUCGCAGCAUGGUUUACAGAGCAGAGCGACUGCGAGGUCGAGGUGAGGACCAAGACCGUGGGUACGGUCGAUGAUGUGGUGCUCGAAGAAGAGGAUGAGGGAUUCGGUGAGGAGAGUCGUGUAAGGAAGAUCAGCUGCCUCGAAGUUACUUUCAACUCGGCUCUGGGCCUUCGAGGCGUUCUCAAGAGCCGGACCGGCCUGGCUCAGAGGUCAUGCACCAUGGCCUGCGACCUGAUAACCAGAUUUCUCCUGUAA